Pygocentrus nattereri (red-bellied piranha) is the source of this 873-nucleotide messenger RNA. It is a transcript of the gene gng5, whose product is annotated as guanine nucleotide binding protein (G protein), gamma 5. The coding region runs from base 135 to 341 and encodes 68 amino acids. Gene Ontology annotation, biological process: G protein-coupled receptor signaling pathway. The record is from RefSeq and is a predicted model, not a curated record. The transcript is spliced from 3 exons. Gene Ontology annotation, molecular function: G-protein beta-subunit binding. Gene Ontology annotation, cellular component: heterotrimeric G-protein complex. Lineage: Eukaryota; Metazoa; Chordata; Actinopteri; Characiformes; Serrasalmidae.
AACUCUCGUGAUCGCGCUGACUCCGCCUCUCCACCACGUGAGCCCCGUCGCUUCCCGUAGCAGGAAAAAGCGCUUCAUCUCAGGCUUUCAGUUCUGUGCCUUCUUUCUUUCCCUCCUCGCAAAUUUCCCCCACAAUGUCGACCUCGGGCAACGUCGUCGCGAUGAAGAAAGUCGUCCAGCAGCUGCGCUUCGAGGCGAACAUAGACAGAGUGAAGGUGUCUCAGGCUGCGGCCGAGCUUCAGCAGUUCUGUAUCCAGAACGCUCUUCAGGACCCUCUGCUCACCGGUGUCUCUUCAAGCACCAACCCCUUCAGGACGCAGAAGCUUUGCUCUUUUGUCUGAUGUCCCGCCGUGUGUAAAUGCCAUUGGUAUCUGUCCUGUUCCUGUGACGUUUCUGCUGGAGGAAAAGACUUAACCACUGCCAUAACCUGUACAGAAACCAGCAGCAGUCCAGAAUGGUUCUGCUGCAAAACCAGUACCACAUUAUAAUGCCUUACAAACCAGGACUCCUCUCAGAUCCUCUCACUGGGUUCAAUUCGGGGGCCCACAAAGAUGCAUUGAUUGAACAGAAGUACAAUAAGAAUUAACCUGUAUUUUUAUUUUAAUUUUUUUGGGGACGUGUAUUAAGUCAUUUGUGGUUCUGGCUUGGACAGCUCAGUGUUGAUAGGUGUCUUUAUGAAGACAUCAGAGUAACAAGUCUGCCUUAAGAUGUGCUUUAGCGAUGUUUGUUUGGUGGAUAAAAGGCGUUUUGUAUUUUUGUGGCACAGCAGUGGAACUCGGUAAUUUAUUGUGCCUUUUUUAACUAUGUGCUCCAUUUCUAUUUUGUCAGCCUUGGGUUUUUUGUAACAAAUAAAACCUUGAUUUGUAUACAUUA